Molecule: messenger RNA, 2227 nt
Organism: Ruditapes philippinarum (Manila clam)
Lineage: Eukaryota; Metazoa; Mollusca; Bivalvia; Venerida; Veneridae
Exons: 7
Coding region: 181-2226 (681 amino acids)
Source: RefSeq, a predicted model, not a curated record
GUGUCAUUAAACAUGAGUGUUUAUACUGAUUUAUAAAUAAGUCGAAAGUAACUAUUAUAUAUAAAAUAACGUAAUUCAUAGAGGAAGUUAUUGUGAAAUGUGUUAUUUGUUACUAACAGCGGUUUAAAAAAAAUCCUACAGCUGACAUAAUAAAGUUAUCAGUCAGCAAGAAGCAACAAAAUGGCAACCGGAGGUCAACCACAGACGCCAGACAACCGUAUAUUUUUGUUUCGGUUACAAAUACUUGUUAUCGAUGGUGGCCUCCUGGUUAUGAGAAAUAUAAUGGACCAGACCCUGACAUUUAAGUGCAUAACGUUACGUGCCUGCUUCAGUCAAGAAAAGACAACAAUAACACGUUUAAAAAACCGCGGCGUUAUAACCCAGGUCCAAUAUGAUGUGUUGUUUCCAACGGGGGGUCAAGUUCCAACUUUGUCAGAUUUGGACAUCACGCUUAUCAUUUGUCUUCUUAGAAACCUGAAAUGUUUCGGAUUAAAUCAAAAAUUUGACUGGAGAGCAACACCAGCACCAACCGAUGUAUCAAUAGAGGCAGACAUAUGUCGGUUAAAGGAUUUCCGAAAUAAAAUAAGUCAUAUAUCAACAACGACUGUAAUACAACAAAAUGAUUUCACAACAAUGUGGAAUGAUAUUGAACAGGUACUUGUUCGUCUUAGUUCACCAGCUGUGAAUAUUCAGCAAACAAUUGCCGAAUUCAAAACUAUCCCUCUUGAUCUGGAAGAAGAGAGAAGGAUAGAGGAAGAAAUGAAAAAGUUGAAUGACUAUGAAGCCGUUGUUAAGCGACUGUUACUGGCAAUGACAGACGUGGAAGAAUAUGUAAUUGACGUGAAGAAAGACCUUGAAGGCGUGAAAGAAUAUGUUACUGAAGUGAGAAGAGGUCUUGAAGACAUGAAAGAAAAUGUAACUGAUGUGCAGAAAGUGAAGAAAGACAUUGAAGACGUGAAAGAAAAUGAUACUGCAGUGAAGAGAGGCCUUAAAGACAUUGAAGAAAAUGUAACUAAAGUGAAGAAAGACCUUGAUGAGAUCAAAAGGCGGCAAGCGGCAGAUGUCCAACCCUAUUGUAGAAAAACAUACAAAGGAAGAGGAAAUAUUAGAAUCACCAACAAGACUUUUAAUAUAGGAAUUAAACAAAUGUCUAUUGGAAAUAUUGUCGUCAAUCCCACCUCCGACAAGACAGACAAGAGGGAACAAGUUUUGCCUAAGCCAGAAAAAACUGGGCUUUUUGAAAGUUUCUAUUCGGAAUCAAGUGCAAGAGAGGAAGAAUGUCAUCAAUUUGCGUCAACAGUGGGUAUGAAUGCAGGAUCACCUCGUGGUAACUUUAUAGAUACGCGAGAUUUGUUUCCCAUUACUGAGAGUGUGUUCGAGUCUAGUGUUAGAGUGGAAGCCUCUCGCUCUGUUUGCAUGAUUUGCUUUCCUGGUGGUAGAGCUACUGGGUUUCGUGUUGGAACUAGAUAUAUCAUGACUGCCAACCACGUUGUUAAUCAUAUUUUAAUUAGCAAAGGUUAUGGGCAAAUGGGAAACAAUCCAAACUGCCUUUCGACAUUACAAAGUGAGGACGUGUUUGCCUUGUUUGAGUAUAAAAAAGACGAGCCUAUUUCAGAACAUCAAAAAUUUAGUUUUACAGCAGCUGUCCCUUUUCGUGAUAACGAAACUGAUUGUGCUAUUCUUGAACUAGAGGAAAAAUGUAAUGGAACUGAAUUGCCUCGUUCAUUUAAAUAUUUUAGUUUACCAAGACUAAAUCAAAGAUUUACUUUUAUCGGACAUUCAUUAGGAAAACUAAUGGAAUUUAACCACGUGGACAAGAUUAUUGAUAUUGGAAGUGUGCAAACCAAAAGUGACAUUAUUCAAGUAAAGCAAAAGAGUUUAGAACACUCGGGCAAAGAUUACGAUAUGCCCCCACAUAAUAUUCUGACUAAUCCUAAAAGAUUUCUGUUUCAUUGCAAGUUUACGAAAGGGGCGUCUGGAUCACCGGGUGUGGUUACCUUGCCUGAUGGGCGUUAUGUAGUUGUGACAAUGUUAUUGUGCGGACUUCCGGAUUGGUAUUAUGACUCAAACGUUGAUGCUAGAGUUAUAUGUAGCUGGCCGAAAGAUCAUUGUGUGGAGCAAGGGGUAAAUCUGAAAUCUGUCUAUGAAAAGAUGUAUCAAGAAAACAAAUCGCUUUGUUAUCAUAUAUUUAAUGUCCAUGAAGAGUCUAGCCCUAAUUCAAAUUGAU